This is a messenger RNA of Exophiala xenobiotica, 4510 nucleotides long. RefSeq names its product phosphoribosylformylglycinamidine synthase. Gene Ontology annotation, molecular function: phosphoribosylformylglycinamidine synthase activity. The record is from RefSeq and is a predicted model, not a curated record. The transcript has a single exon. Lineage: Eukaryota; Fungi; Ascomycota; Eurotiomycetes; Chaetothyriales; Herpotrichiellaceae. Gene Ontology annotation, biological process: 'de novo' IMP biosynthetic process. The coding region runs from base 241 to 4371 and encodes 1376 amino acids.
GCCAUAUGACCGCAAAGCAGGUGCCUUUGUAUGAGAAGGUCUAGUCAGAUUGCGGUCAAACAUCUUGUUCAGAAUGACCAUCUGAACUCGCGCGCAACUGCCCAGAAUCAGCCGACCAAACUAUCGAGUGGAAGCCUCAGCCUGAUCACUAGCGCUUUUGAUUGUGGUCAUGUUCUAGACGCCAAACAACCAGGUUACUGAGCCUGACCACAGUCUUUAAUACUACUCAACGAUUGCAGGAUGGCCGUCUCACAGUCAGAGAUUUGCGUGAUACCCGGCGGCUCAGCCUUUUCCGGCUUCCGUCGUCAGGCACUUGCGUCUCAAGUUGGCGUAAAGGAUGUUCAAGGACAAUACAUUCAUUACGUUGAACUUAUCGACGACCUCGACACAGAACACCGGACUCUUCUGGAAAAGUUGUUGACCCACGACUCUGAUGAUCAAAGCCUCGAAAAACAGGAUGGACCAUCCCAAACAUUCUAUGUACUACCCCGACCAGGAACCAUUUCCCCCUGGAGUACCAAGGCAACCAGCAUUGCUCAUGUUUGUGGACUUCGAAAGAUCGUCCGGAGAAUUGAGCGUGGAAUCAAAAUCACUGUCUGUUCGGAUACUGACAAGUCCUUGGAUGUGUCUACUUUGGAUUUUCUUCAUGAUCGAAUGACGGAGACAAUAUCAGCACAAGAGCCUGACCUCGACUUACUCUUUGUUCACCAUGAGGCGGGCACGUUAGGCACGUUCGAUCUUUACAACGGUGGCAGGUCACCCACCGAGGUUCUGGAAGAACUGAACAAAGACCUUGGUCUGGCACUAGACGCCUCGGAAAUUCAGUAUCUUGCUGAAGCAUAUGCCAAAGAUGGAUCUGUUCCAAGGAAUCCGACGGAUGUCGAACUAUUCAUGUUCGCUCAAGUCAACUCGGAACACUGUCGACAUAAGAUCUUCAAUGCAACCUGGAUUAUCGAUGGGCAGACCAAGCUAAACACCCUAUUUGGGAUGAUACGGAACACACAUAAGGUGACGAGUGAGGGGACCAUCAGCGCCUACAGCGACAAUGCAGCGGUUCUGCGAGGUAGUAACGGAAGCCAAUGGGCACCAGAUGAUUUCAACGGGCAGUGGAAGUCCAUCAAGGAAAGAGUCGAUAUCCUUGCCAAGGUCGAAACGCACAAUCAUCCAACCGCUGUCUCCCCUUUUCCAGGUGCUGCCACUGGGUCCGGUGGCGAGAUUAGAGAUGAAGGAGCCACUGGAAGAGGCUCGAAGCCCAAGGCAGGCCUCACAGGGUUUUCCGUCUCUGAUCUGCUCAUUCCAGGCCAUCGCCAACCAUGGGAACUUGAUUACGGUAAACCUCACCACAUAGCAACAAGUUUGGACAUCAUGCUUGAAGGCCCCAUUGGAGCCGCAGCGUUCAACAAUGAGUUUGGUCGACCUGCAACCACUGGAUAUUUCCGAACUCUCCUUACCGAGAUGAUGACUGGGAAAGACACUUCUGAAAUCAGAGGUUAUCACAAGCCGAUCAUGAUUGCUGGUGGCGUUGGCACCGUCCGACCUGAGCUCGCGCUCAAAGAUCCUGAUCUUGUCAAAGAUGGCGCAAAAUUGAUCGCAAUGGGUGGACCAGCCAUGCUUGUUGGCUUAGGCGGUGGUGCUGCUUCCAGUAUGGGUUCUGGCGAAGGAUCUGCAGACUUGGAUUUUGCCAGCGUACAACGUGGCAAUCCAGAGAUGCAGCGUCGGGCACAGGAAGUCAUCAAUGCUUGUGCCGCUUUAGGUCCUGACCGAAACCCCAUCCUUUUUAUCCACGACGUCGGUGCCGGCGGACUUUCGAACGCCUUACCAGAGUUGGCAAAGGAUUCAGGACUCGGUGCACAAUUUGAACUUCGAGAAGUCGAUUGUGCAGAUAAGAGCAUGAGCCCGCUCCAGAUAUGGUGCUGUGAGGCGCAGGAACGGUACGUUCUGGCUGUCCACCCAGACGACAUGAACAAGUUCAGAUCAAUCGCCAACCGAGAGCGUUCUACGAUCUCCGUCGUAGGGCACGCUACCGACAAACAAAUACUCAAAUUGACCGACCGCAACAAUCCUUCAAGUCAUGGGCACCAAGAUCCCAUUGAUUUGCCAAUGGAUGUUCUCUUUGGCAAGCCACCCAAGAUGACACGAACAGUCACGUCAAGAAAAGUCGACUUGCCAGCCUUUGACACUAGCCUGAGCAUGUACGUACCGCAAGCUUCUACCCACGGUCUGUUGGAAGAAGCCAUCGAUCGAGUCCUCCAUAUGCCUGCAGUCGGUUCGAAGUCCUUCUUAAUCACCAUCGGCGACCGCACUGUCGGCGGCUUGACGGCCAGAGACCAGAUGGUCGGGCCAUGGCAGGUUCCGCUAGCCGAUGUCUCUGUCACAGCUACAUCCCUCACGACUGGCAUCAAGACGGGCGAAGCCAUGGCUAUGGGCGAAAGACCGACACUUGCUCUCAUGUCACCUACUGCAUCCGCUCGCAUGGCCGUCGCCGAGUCGCUAAUGAACCUGACAGCUGCAGACCUCCCCGACCGCCUCCACCAAGUCAAACUCUCCGCAAACUGGAUGUCCGCCGCUUCGCACCCGGGCGAAGGCGCAGCCAUCUACGAAGCCGUCGAAGCUCUCGGCAUGGACCUCUGUCCCAAACUGGGCGUCGCCAUCCCUGUCGGCAAAGACUCCAUGUCCAUGAAAAUGAAAUGGCAAGACAAAACAAGCAAUCAAGCCAAAGAAGUCACCGCCCCUCUAACCGUCGUGAUCUCCGCUUUCGCUCCUGUACUCGACAUCAAAAAGACAUGGACUCCACAGCUCAAACGGUACAACGAAGUCGGCGAGUCGACACUGUUCUUUGUCGACCUUGGCCUCGCCCACCGCGCCAUGGGCGGCUCCAUCCUCGCCCAGUCGUUCAAACAAAUCGGCGACGAAUCGCCCGAUGUUCGCUCCGUCGACCUGUUCAAAGACUUUUUUGACGCCACCCAGCAACUACACGAGCAAGACCUUGUCCUAGCCUACCACGACCGCAGCGAUGGUGGCCUCUUCACCACGCUUGCGGAAAUGUCCUUCGCCGGCCGUUGCGGCAUCGAGAUCAUGAUCAACGACAUCUGUCCGACACCCAACACACCAGACAUCAUAUCGUGCCUGUUCAACGAAGAACUCGGCGCGGUCUUCCAGGUCCGCAAGUCCGACGAGAACCGCUUCAAAGCCUGCUUCGCCACCUGCGGCCCGCCUCCAGGUCUCAUCCACAAGAUCGGCCGCGUAUCCACGAAAUCCAGCACCCAGAACAUGGCAAUCUAUCACGGCGGCAAGCUGAUCUACCGCGCGACCCGCUCGGACCUACAACAAAAAUGGUCCGACACCUCAUACUGGAUGCAACGCCUGCGGGACAAUCCCUCGUGCGCCGAUGCCGAGUACGCCAACAUUUCCAACGAUGCCGACCCGGGCCUGAGCUACAACCUCACCUACACUCCCAAGGAGAACAUCAACAGCUACAAGACCAGCCUGCUCAGCAUCGUCCGGCCCACCGCUCGUCCCCGUGUGGCUAUCCUGCGUGACCAGGGCACAAAUGGCCACGCGGAGAUGGCUUUCGCAUUCGACGCCGCCGGCUUUACGGCCGUGGACGUGCACAUGAGCGAUAUUCUCGACCCGAAAUCCCACCAGACGCAUCUGGGCAUCGACCAUGACCUGUCCAGCUUCACGGGCCUCGCGCUCUGCGGUGGCUUCAGCUUCGGCGACUGUCUCGGUGCCGGACAGGGCUGGGCCAAAAGCAUCCUCUUCCACCCGGGCACGCGGCGCAAGUUCCAAGCCUUCUUCGAGCGCAAGGACACGUUCACCCUAGGCGUGUGCAACGGGUGCCAGGUCUUGAGUAAACUCAAGGAACUCAUUCCCGGUGCGGACAAGUGGCCCAGCUUCGAGCGCAACGAGUCCGAGCAGUACGAGGCGCGUGUGUGCAUGGUGCGCGUGUCCGAUCCGCCAGUCGACAGCGGCGUGCCGGCCAGUGUCUUCUUCCAUGGUAUGGACGGAUCGAGUCUGCCGAUCGCCGUUGCGCAUGGGGAAGGGCGUGCGUGCUUCACGGAUACGAAUAACAAGGCGCUCGAUGCGUCGUUGGCAAGUGGUUUUGCCAGAGACCAUCUCGCGCCAAUCAGGUACGUAGACAACAAUUCGUUGAAUCCUACGACGACAUAUCCGGCCAAUCCGAAUGGUAGCCCCUCGGGUAUUGCUGCUGUAAGAAGUCAAGACGGCCGCGUGCUGGCGCUGAUGCCUCAUCCUGAACGGACAAUCUUGCAAGGUAUUGGCAGCUACAUUCCUGAGGGCAAGACUGCGGAAUGGGGUGAAUAUGGACCCUGGGAGAGACUGUUCCAAAGUGCGAGAAGAUGGGUUGGAUAGAGGACGACCGACGAAGAAUCGAUGUUAUGAUGCAGGUAGAGUAGGAGGGCCGCAAGGCUGACUUUCCGGCAAAUGUAGGCGGUACGGGCACAGGUUUCGAUACCGACAUAGAACAAGAUGUGAUGUUUGACUUUUUCGA